AUGACAGCCCACAGACAGGCUCAACUCAAGCCUCAUUUCCUCCAGAAGGCUGCCUUGAAUCGCCUCUCCCCAGGGCACAGUCAGGAGAGCCUUGGCUGUACUCCUGGAAUACCUGUGGCACCAUCUGUCCUGGCCAGACAGGCCUGUCUCCCCCAGAACCAUGAACUCUCCCAGGACCCCCACCCCAGCCGGCUCGGACCCCCUUUCUCUGGUGCAGGCCUCACUAGAGCUCCGAGGCUGCGAAUGCGGCGGGGGAACCUAGUGUGGGCGGAACUCGAGUGCAGCGGCGCGAGGCUUCCGGGGGAGCCACAAGGGCAACGGGUCGGCGGAGGCAGAAAAGCGUCGGACGCCGGGCCGAUCAUGGACGCUUGA
Molecule: messenger RNA, 372 nt
Organism: Rangifer tarandus platyrhynchus (Svalbard reindeer)
Lineage: Eukaryota; Metazoa; Chordata; Mammalia; Artiodactyla; Cervidae
Source: the annotation of a GenBank genome assembly